Messenger RNA from Phytophthora nicotianae INRA-310, 1793 nucleotides. RefSeq lists its product as hypothetical. The transcript has a single exon. Gene Ontology annotation, molecular function: hydrolase activity, hydrolyzing O-glycosyl compounds. The record is from RefSeq and is a predicted model, not a curated record. NCBI's taxonomy places the organism in Eukaryota, Oomycota, Peronosporomycetes, Peronosporales, Peronosporaceae. Bases 71 to 1681 code for a protein of 536 amino acids.
CAUCGUUCAAUCGCUUAAAUAACCGCCCAUUGUGCAACGGCCGGGCGUCCCCUCACUUCCUCGCAUCUCCAUGAAGCUCGCCCGCGCUCUCGGCCUCGUGGCCGCCUCCUUCUCCACGUGCAGCGCCGGCAGCAGCUUCAUCGACUUCCGCUCCGUGGACGGAGAGAUCAAGGCCGACAACGAGACGUUCCACAUCAAGGGCAUCAACUGGUUCGGCGGCGAGACUAUUGAGCUCGUAGUGCAAGGCUUGUGGCCGUCCGCCACCACUAUCGGCGAUGCGUUGGACCUUUUCGCUAGCUACGACAUCAACGCACUGCGUCUGCCAUUGGCUAUGGACUCCGUAAUGGACGAUCCAAAAGUUAAGAGCACUCAGACCGGAGGAAGUCCGUCUUUGGCGGGUAAAACGUACCUUGAGGUACUGGACGUCAUUGUGAGGGAAGCUCGUGAACGCAACAUCCUCAUUAUGUUCGACAGCCAUCGAAUCGAGGCCUCUGAGCCCGAUUUCCCCGACAUUGCAGUGCCUGACGACAUCACUCCGGCACUACAGAAGCUCGCAACGAGGUACUGCGACGACCCGGGGGCGUGGAAUGUCUUCGCUAUUGACCUUAAGAACGAGCCUAAGGGCAAAGCCACGUGGGGUAAAGGAGAUGAAGACACAGACUGGAACUUACAAGCAGCCAAGAUUGGCAACGCUGUACUAAAAAAAUGUCCGAGACUUUUGAUAUUCAUCGAAGGAGUCCAGACGAAUAUUAAAGGAGUGAGUAUGAAAUGGGGACAAGCUGGUGGUUCAUUGCAGGGGGCCAAGGACUACCCAGUCAAACUGAGUAAUAUGGAGAGACUGGUGUACAGUCCUCACUUGAUCUCCCCUGGAGUGGACUACAAGGCUCCGUGGUGGAGCGACUCGAGCUUCCCUGAUAACAUGCCGGAUAUCUGGGACGAAUAUUUUGGAUUCGUACCUAAAGAGACUGGCCAAGCAGUGGUUGUGGGUUCCUGGGGAGCUCAAAUGAAGGAUAACAACAAGAUAUGGGCUAACGCGGUGUCGGCCUACCUUGAGGAGAAGUCGAUUGGGUCGUUCUACUGGGCCUUUAACCCCCAGUCAGCCGACACUGGAGGGUUCGUUAAGGACGACUGGGUCACUCCUAUUGACGAGCGCGUUGCUCUACUUGAGUUACUGCCUACAACUAGUGUAGAGGAUAUCGUUGCUAUCUUCUCUGAAUGCUCAAAAACUUGUGCUGGGAACGGCGGAUGUGAAGGUGGCAAGUGUGUCUGCUACACUGGAUGGACUGGGCCACAGUGCGAGAUCUGCUCGGAAGGAGACACCACAGCGUGUAAUGACAUGGGUACAUGCUUGAGAAAUAGCACGUGUGCCUGUGAAGACGAUGCCAAUGGGAAAUAUUGCGCUGGAACAGAGUGUGAUGAAGUUGAUUGUGGCGAUGGAUCUAACGCUGGCUGCUUCAAUGGCGAGUGCACGUGUCUCUAUAAUUGUGUUGGGAACUCGUGUGUCGUCUGUGCUGCCAACGAAUCUGCGCUUGAAGAUGCUUCCAACGGAGCGACAAUGCUUUGUGACGCGUGCGAUGCUCAGGCCCACAAUGAUUUUUCAUCUGCUCAAGCAUUCUCGAUUGUCACAGUAGGAACUGCGGCGUUUGCUACACUUGCCUUCGUUUUCACCUUUUUCUUUUAACCCAGUCAUUUGAUAAAGAUUCAUACUACUACGUUAAUUUCUGAAAGUUGCAUGAAAAAUAUAUUGUGUUCGCAUAAUAUUUGAUGUUCAAAUAAACCAGCGUUGACAUGAA